AGUUCGGAAUGCAAAUGAAUAGAGUUGCCUUGGCCCACUGCUGUUCUGCUCUUUUGCAGCCACUCGUCUGCUCUGAUCCUUUCGAGUACAGCGAGCCACAAUCCAGAAAUGGUGUAGAAUAUCAGGAAAAACAGCGACAGAGAGCAGACGGAAAGAAGAGCGAGGCUACAAGACAUACGUUAACGGCACAGGAGAGCCAUUCAAAAGAGCCGGGGGUCAAAGUUGAGAAGAGCAGAGGGCACUAUGGAGAGUGAGCCGGGGGCCCCUGCCUCCACGGCCAACACUACUGGGACCAACACCUCCAACAGCACUACCACCUCCUCCUCCUCCAGCACCACAGCUGCCAGCAGUAGUAGUACCUCUAACACUACUACUACUACUCCUACUCCUACCGCUUCUACUAGUAGUAGUAAUAGUAGUAGCAGCAGUGGUGGUAGUACUUCCAGUAGUAGUACUACAACAGGAAGACAAGCAGUGCCUCAGAUAUCUGUUUACAGUGGGAUACCUGACCGACAAACAGUGCAGGUGUUCCAGCAGGCGUUACAUAGACAGCCUAACACAGCAGCACAGUACCUGCAGCAGAUGUAUGCUGCUCAGCAGCAACAUCUCAUGCUGCAAACUGCAGCCCUCCAGCAGCAGCACAGCCUCAGCACCGCUCAACUCCAGAGCCUGGCUGCUGUACAGCAGGCCAGUAUCGCAGCUGGUCGGCAAAGCUCUUCACAAAACGGCACUUCAUCCCAGCAAACAGGAUCUACUCAGGCUACGAUCAACCUGACCACAUCCCCAGCGGCAGCUCAGCUAAUCAGCCGGGCGCAAAGCAUUAGUUCCACCCCCACCAGUAUAUCCCAGCAGGCUGUUCUGCUGGGCAGCCCAUCUAGCCCCACUCUCACAGCCAGCCAGGCACAGAUGUACCUGCGUGCACAGAUGGCCCAGCAGAGUAACCUGGUGCAGGUGGCCAGGAGCCUGGGUCGGGCUGUCCCUCUGUCCCCACAGCUCAUCUUCACUCCAACAGCCACGGUGACGGCUGUCCAAUCAGAGAACUCCACGCAGGCUUCCUCGCAGAAUCAGGUCCAGAAUUUGGCCAUCCGUGGCCAGCAGGUGGCGACCACGUCCUCUUCUCAGACUCAGGCCCUGCAGGCUCUGAGUCUGAAGCAGAGCCCUGUGCCCAUCCAGCCUGCCUCACUGAUCAAGAAUCCCAGCCAAGCAGCGCAGGCCUCUGCAGGAGGGAAGGCCAGCUCCUCUGAUAGUUCAACAGAAGGAGGGAAGAAGGGGGACACUGCAGCAGUCACAGAAGCCAGAGCUAUAAACAUGAGCCGCAGCGUCACAGCUGUCAGUGCUCAGCCCCUGAUCGCUCCGGCAUACUCUCAGAUUCAGCCCCACUCCCUGGUUCAGCAGCACAAGCAGCAACAGCAGUAUGUUGUUCAUCAGAGUCACAGUUCCCAGAGGACCACAGGCCAGCUGCUGCAGACUGCCUCCAUUCAGCCGUCACAGCACCCUGUCCCUGUACUGCCCAAACCUGCUCCACACCAACCGUCCACACCCAGCCAGCAGGCCACCAUCUUCCACUCCACCAUUAGCCCCCAUGCUCUCCACUCCUCCCUCAACCAUGCCAAAGCUCAGCCUGUCCAGCUCACUGCCAUCAACCUACAAAUACAGCCAACGGCCUCUCGAGUGGUUCAGGACUGUAAAGAUAAGCCAACAUCACUAGUGGUCAGAGAGACGUGUCAAACCCCUACCACACAGCAACAGCAACCACAGCAGCAACAGCAGCAACCUGCAGCCUCACCAUCACAACCCACCAAGCCUGCAGAACAGCCCAAGGUUGACCCAGCCACACCAGCUGUUCAGCCACAAGGAGGGGGCUCGACCAAGAGGCCAAGUGCUGCACCUGGGACCCCACCUCCAGCCAUGACCUCAGGAAAUGAGAGCGAAGCACCCACCGUGACGGGCAGCACGCCGCAGAACGGAGAGAACAAACCGCCCCAGGCCAUCGUCAAGCCCCAGGUCCUCACACAUGUCAUCGAAGGCUUUGUCAUCCAGGAAGGAGCUGAGCCAUUCCCCGUGUGUGUGGAGCGUCUGCCCAUUCUCAUCGAUAGCCCAAAGAAGCUGGAUCAGCUCUCCUCAGACCCCGACAAAACCCCAGUCAGCAACGCAGCAAACAGUGACUCUGAGCCUGAAGACAUGAACCAGCCAGAAAAAGAGCAGGAACCCAAACUGACGUGUGAAUACUGUGGCUGGGUUGACUUUGCCUACACUUUCAAAGGCUCUAAAAGAUUCUGCUCCGUGGUUUGUGCAAAGAGGUACAACGUGGGCUGUACGAAGCGGAUAGGGCUUUUCCAUCCAGAGAGGAGUAAACCAACGAAUCGCUGGCGUAGAAGGUCCCACGGCCGGUCCACUGUAGAGGCUAAGAAGCAGAAGCUGUCCCCCUCACCACAGCAGACUCAGGGCGGUUCUGUAUCCUCACCACAUGCCUCGCAGCCUAGCCAGGAGGAGUCCAGUCCGUGUUCAGAUAUGUCCAGCUAUGAGGAGCCAACGUCUCCCCUGUCAGCAGCCAGUUCGGGACCUCUGGCUCCUCCUCCAGCCCCACCUCAGAUCCCCAUGCACCGGCAUCCGAGCAGGGCCUCAGACCAGGAGGGCUGCACUGCGAGAGAUGCACCUUCACUCUGUCAGCGCUUCUUACCCAGUGACCCUACCAAGUGGAACGUGGAAGAAGUUUAUGAGUUCAUCCGGUCACUGCCAGGUUGUCAGGAGAUAGCAGAUGAGUUUCGCUCUCAGGAGAUUGAUGGACAGGCCUUGCUCCUGUUAAAGGAGGACCACCUCAUGAGUACCAUGAACAUUAAACUGGGACCUGCACUAAAAAUCUUCGCACGCAUUAACAUGCUCAAAGACUCUUAGCAGGAAAGAGUGUUUGUGUGUCGUGCACUAAUCUCAGUGCAUCUGUAUUUGUGUGUUUGUGUCUGUGUGUUCGUAAGUGAGUGAGAGAAUAGCGGAGUGUAAAACUUGGGCACAGGGCAAAUGAUGCGUCAGCGUCACACUGACAACACAGACUGACUGCACUAUGACCUCCCCUGUCCUCACUACUGGACCGGUUCCUUUGAUAGUUAAAUCAGCUGGCACUCAUAUUCUCAUGCAUACUCACUGCUAUGUCAGAGAACAAAUUGACUAAUACAUACAACAGGUUUUAGAAUUGGUCCAGUUGAUGAACUCAGCCAUGAAAUGGGCUGCAAAGGCUGCAUUGUAAUCUUGAAUGCACAUGUGCUCAUCAAACUACGUCUGCUCAAAGCGCUUGCUCGGGCUCAGAUUGUCAUUCUUAUAGUCUGACAGCAUUAUGGUAAGGAUCCUUACAGAGAUCGACCUUCUUGUUAAAGCAGAAACGGCUACAUCGCUCUACUCAGAGCCGCUAGAUUGACAUAAAAGCACUUUUACCAUUGUAAAACAUACUGACAAAAACAUAAUAAAGCUCACCAGAACCAUCCUUGUUAGUUUUUCCACUUUUCCAACAAUCAACAUCUGUGGUUUGGUCGCAAUACGCCCUUACUUCACGUAGUUAGAUGUGAAAAUAUUCUGGCUCUGCAUGCCAUUAUGUCCUUGCUGCUGUGCUGAUGCACGACUGCCCUCUUUCAGCCAUUUCAGUUAUUUCGUAUCAAACUCAUCCCACGUUAAAUAACAGACGGUUAUGAUUGGCCUGUCACAGACCAUGAUGGAGGGAAAUCUAUCUGAGCAGGACAGCACCAGUUGCAUCUGCCAGGACAAGUUAUACACAAGCUUGGAAUUUUGUCUGGUUUCCAGGCCAUAUUGUAAUCAUCCACCUGACUCAGUUCGAUUGUUUCCUGGCUUACAGUGUUGUCAGAUCUCACAGAUUAAAUGCCACCCAUACUGUAUUUUUAGGAGCGACAUGUUUUUAUUAGGGAGUCAGUGGUUUUUGGAUUUGGCUUGUGAGAAAACUUUGUACAAGUUUAAAGGAAAAACAGUGAAGAAGAUAAAGGUGAGUCAUGCUGAACUCCUGUUCAGUUGUGCCCAGGUAGGGUCAUACUGCAGCACACUCAUUAAUGUUUUGAGGCAGAGAGACAAACAUGAGUGAAGCCUGAAUUUAUUGUCAUUAUUAUUAUAAUUAUUACAUUAGAGAUGAGUUUUGUACAGUUUUGUUCCUGUGUGAAUGAAGUAGAGACGGCUGUAUUUGUGCCUGGUAACAGAAGAUUGCAUUCAUUAAUUUUCUCAUUCUCAUUCAGUGGACGCUCCUUUGCGUUUUCUCACAGUAAGACUCACAGUUCUGAAUACAAAGCUUGAAUGCAGAGAGACCAUUUAAGCAGCUUCUUUUGUGACAUUGAUUUCCCUUUCAUGAGAAACUAACCAGUUUUCUUCUGCAGAUUUGAACUGCUUGCAAAUUAUUUGUGCAGCUUUUUCAAGACAAUUUACCAAAAUAUGACAUUGAUUUUUUUUUCUUCUUUCCCCCAGCAUGGGAGGACACUAAGUUAUCCAAGGACUAAUUUGAGUAUGCUGCCCUGAUUUUGGCGCACUUAUUUUACUUUUCAUUUGCUUUAGUGUUAUGAGAUUGUCUGCCAAAAGUGAGAGUGGCAUUUGUGCGGCAGUGCAAACACGUUUAUAUGUACAUACCAGCUCAAGUGAGGAAAAAGACUGAAACCAAGUGCGAAACUGUCAUUUUUUUAAUUUAUCAUUGUUUUUUUAAAACAGAAAUGUAAUUGUUAUUUUGAAAUAUGCAAAUGUAUAAAUUUCAUGGCCUGAAGAGUUUUUUUAUGUUUUUUGUUUCUAAUGAAAAUAUGAUCAUAUCUUUUUGUGCUUUGUGGCUGUGAUUGGAAGGUCAACUUUUCUUAGGUAAGGCUUUGUCAAAUGCUUGUAUUUAUCAGAACAGUUUGUUACACAACAUUUUGCAAUUAUAAAUAAUUUGCAAUACA
Molecule: messenger RNA, 4913 nt
Organism: Scatophagus argus
Lineage: Eukaryota; Metazoa; Chordata; Actinopteri; Scatophagidae
Gene: phc2b
Product: polyhomeotic homolog 2b (Drosophila)
Exons: 15
Coding region: 244-2895 (883 amino acids)
Cellular component (GO): PRC1 complex; nucleus
Molecular function (GO): zinc ion binding; protein binding
Source: RefSeq, a predicted model, not a curated record